UUCAUGUGUACAGUGCACGUUGACGUUGCCCGUACGUGUUGGAUUUGAUUUCAAACGACUUGCCAGUACCUUAAAAGAAGCAGACGCCGCUGAGAGAUAAAACAAAAACUCGGACUGUUCUCACCUCUCGUAGUGCACAAUCUGCGUAAAAAAGUUCAUCUAGGGUUGAUGAUGCAGGAGCUAAAUGAAACUGUAACUAUUGGAGCGACUGUCCCAACUGGAUUCGAGCUGACUUCAGCUGAGGAGAUCCAGGAAAAGCUAGAGGCCACUGCCAGAGUUAACAAAGACAGAGGCAAAGUAUAUUUUGACAUAACAUCAGAUAAGCUUUCUAAGGUACACAACCUAAGGUCUGUAGACCAUCUGUUUGUUGUGGUUAAGCAAUAUGACAACUACCAAUUCAAAGUCACAAAGGAAGAAGUGCAGUUGGACCUGCAAGAGUUGGCCGCCAAGCUGUCUUGGACCAGUGCCUUAGAAGUCUGGAAGAUGAACAACUCUUUGAAGAAAAAGAAAGGUCGUCGUAAAGGAACCAACUCGAAAAAAUCUGAUCAUUCUGGCAACGUUAGCACCAAAUGUACUACUGAUACGGUCCCAUCAGAUCCAACAAGUCUGUCGGAAGAUCUUGAAGCUUUACAGGUGAAGAACCAAACAGAUGUUUCUCAUCCAGAAAGUGGCCCACAGACAGAAAAGCUAUCUGAAGAUCAGGAGGCAUUGCCUUUAAAGUUUCGAGUAACAUGCAACAGAGCUGGAGACAACCAUUGCUUCACCUCAAAUGAUGCUGCACGAGACUUUGGAGGAGCAGUACAAGAUCUCUUUCGUUGGAAAGCAGAUAUGACUAAAUUUGAUAUUGAGGUGUUGUUAAACAUUCAUAAUGAGGAGGUUGUAAUUGGUAUUGCCCUCACAGAGGUGAGUCUGCACAGGAGAAACAUCACUCACUUUGGCCCCACCACACUACGGCCUACGCUGGCUUACGGUAUGCUUAGACUUUGCAAGCCACAACCAUCAGACGUGAUUUUAGAUCCCAUGUGCGGCUCUGGAGCUAUACCUUUAGAGGGUGCCAUAGAGUGGCCGAAUUCAUUCUUUUUAGCAGGAGAUAACAAUGGCAUUGCAAUCAACAGAACAGUCAAUAAUGUCAAGCAUCUUCUAAAGAAUCGACCUGUUGAAAGAAGCUCUUCAGGCUUGCCCAUAGACAUAAUUCAGUGGGACUUGUGCAAUCUGUCCGUGAGGAACAGUUCAGUGGAUAUCAUCAUUACUGACAUGCCAUUUGGAAAGAGAAUGGGUUCCAGGAAGAAGAACUGGGAUUUAUACCCUUUAUGUCUUCGGGAAAUGGCUCGAGUUUGUAAACCUGAUACAGGGAGAGCUGUUCUACUGACCCAGGACAAGAAGUGUUUCACAAAGGCAGUCUUGCAGAUGGGUGAGCUGUGGAGGAGAUGCCACACUGCAUGGGUGAAUGUGGGUGGGUUGCGUGCAGGUGUUUUUGUUCUCCAGCGCACAGGGUUAGUUUUUGGCACCACUUCUGGAGAUGUGAAGAAGCCUCACAAAGAAACGGAAUCCCAAAAAGAGGAUAUGGAGGACAAAAGUCUGUGAAAGGGCUGAAAGACAAGUUGCAGCAAAUCUGUAUAUUUGGAGAAAUGUAAUGUUCUUCCUGGUGUCAUUAGGUCUCAUUUUAAGAGGGGUGUUUUGUAUUUAAUUUGUUGGUCUGUGACUAUAUUUUCCUUAUAAAGGUUUGGCUGUUCAUGUUCUGAAGAAAAUACAGUUAUAAAUGGGGUUUGAUGCCCUUUUAUAAAAAGAUAGAGUUACUAAGUUCAUCAUUCAUGCUCAACUCAUUAGUUACACUGUUAAUUAUUAGUUCACUUAUCAUUGUGGCAUACACUGUGAAGACGUGUUGAUUCAACACAUACUUAGUGCCUUUUUGCAUGCAUUUUAAAUGAAACCUAAUUGGCCUAAAAUGCAUGUUCAUUCUUUUGAUAAAUACAAAGAUUGUACUUUUAUGACAUAGAAUGUCAUUAUUUACCUUAAAAUGUAUCCAAGUCAUUACCUUUUUUUUUAGAAAAGUGUGCCGCCUCGUUAAGUUUGUUAAAACUUUACACUCACAAUAAUAAAUAAGCAUCUUUAUUAGGCAUUAAUAAACAGUAAUAGCAAUUUACGUCUGCUUUUUAUUUUAUUAUUAUUUAUAGACUACAGACUCCAGCGUAAACAAACGUUGCUGUAUGUGGCCCAGACUUAACUUCUGGUAGACCUCUGAAACGAAUCAAUAACAUUCGAGUAGUUUAAAAUGAAAUUAAAUAUAAUAUAGAUAUGAAUUAGUAUGAGUAUAAAUUUAACACAAAUCCGAAAUUAACGUCUAGGCUAUAUUUAUAAACUGCCUUUUAAUAAUUCACAAUUCAUUUGUAAAUGAAUUAAUAGUCCCUAAUGAACACCCUUAUAAAUUCUUAACAAAUGGGGCU
Messenger RNA from Triplophysa rosa, 2444 nucleotides. RefSeq names its product THUMP domain containing 3 (gene thumpd3). The record is from RefSeq and is a predicted model, not a curated record. Lineage: Eukaryota; Metazoa; Chordata; Actinopteri; Cypriniformes; Nemacheilidae. The transcript has 10 exons. Gene Ontology annotation, biological process: tRNA methylation. Gene Ontology annotation, molecular function: tRNA (guanine) methyltransferase activity; RNA binding. Bases 169 to 1584 code for a protein of 471 amino acids.